Messenger RNA from Camelina sativa (false flax), 912 nucleotides. RefSeq lists its product as uncharacterized. Lineage: Eukaryota; Viridiplantae; Streptophyta; Magnoliopsida; Brassicales; Brassicaceae. The record is from RefSeq and is a predicted model, not a curated record. Gene Ontology annotation, molecular function: zinc ion binding.
AUGGCGAAUGACGCAUGGGCUUAUCGAGUCCUCCAAGAAAAAUAUGAAUGUAUUGAAGCUCUUGAGAAGAUGAUGGAAAAAGAGAAUGAGAAGAACAAGCUGAAAGAUGAGGAGGUUGCAUCGUUCAUGGCAGAGAUGCGAUCAAAGUUCCCUGGUUUAUUAAUUUAUGUUGAACAAGAGUUGCCUAAAGUAGAGCACCGUAUGUGUGCACGCCACAUCUACGGAAAUCUUAGGAGAGUUUAUCUAGGCAAAGAGUUGCCUAAGGACUUGUUUUGGGCAGUUGCAAAGAGUUUCAAUAUUGCAGAAUAUGAGAGAGCUAUUUUAGCAUUGAAGAAUUUUGACAAAAGUGUGUAUGAUGCAGUGAUGAUGAAGAACCCGCGCAACUGUAGCCGUGCUUUCUUUACUUUCGCAUCAACGUGUGAGGAUGUCUCCAACAAUUUCUCUGAAUCCUACAACAAUGCCAUCAACCAAGCACGAGAGAUGCCACUAGUAGAGAUGUUAGAGAGUCUUAGACGUCAGUGUAUGAUCCGUAAUGCAAUGAGGAAGAAGAAGGCUAUGAGUCAUCAAGGAAAGUUUAUUUUGAAAGUGGCUGCCACCAUUACUGAGGAACAAAAACACAUGUUGUAUUGUCACGUAUUUCCUUGUGGUAAUGGUCAUUAUGAAGUAACUGAGCAUGGCCAAGGUUUUAGGGUUGAUAUGAAUGCUAAAACUUGUGCUUGUAGGAGGUGGAGUAUGACUAGGAUACCUUGUCGACAUGUACUGCGUAUAAUAUUGAAGAAAAAGCUGAAACCUGAGGAUUUUGUUGUCUCAGAUUGGUAUUUGACUACAAGUUGGGUUAAGCAAUACAGUGAGACACUAAUGGGAGUGAAUGGAAUGUAUUUUUGGGAAAAUUCCAGAGAAUCUAGACUUUAG